This is a messenger RNA of Vitrella brassicaformis, 1936 nucleotides long. NCBI's taxonomy places the organism in Eukaryota, Vitrellaceae. The record is from the annotation of a GenBank genome assembly.
CAACCCUGUGCUGCCGCUGGUAAGAUUCUGCCUUGUAUUUAGGCAGAUAUGCAGAUCUGCUGCUCUGUCAACAUGUCGCCACCAUGAUGAUCUCUAACAGGAUUUCGUUUCAUGACGAUGCAAGAGCCACCGCGUGAGGCUGACAGCGAAGACAGACGGAGGCAAAUGAUGGCUGCAGGGAAGAAGAAACAGCCAUACUCAUACUAAGGUAGAAUCGUGCAGCGCAUCCACAACUCACGCCUGCGGCAUAUGUUUCAGUUGACGGGAUUGUGCGGCUUCAGGAUGUCGCAGCCCGACUCACAGCGGGCACUGCGUAGAUGUAGGGAGCGAAGCGGCCAAGGAGCAGGCAAGGCCGGGAGGGAGGGGGUUGCAAUGAAGUCAAUGUUGUGUUGUCCUUAUGGCUGCCGCGCACAGGCUUGGCGGCUGACUUACCGUGGAAGGAGCGUCUGGCCAGAGAGGGCUGCUACGUGCAGAAGGUGACGAAUGACGGCAACUGUCUAUUUCGGGCCUUCGCCGACCAGCUCACCGGUGGGUAGGUGGUGCACACCUGCACAACUCACAACAGGACAGUGUCCGCUGUGUGUCCAGCCAGCGUGACUUCUGAUUGCGCGUAUUCAGGUGACGAGAGUGGCUGCAGUUUGUUCCGGCAGAAGGCCAUGGACUACGUCGAGCAACACCGCCCGGACUUCGAGCACUUUAUAGCAGCGGAUAGCGACGGGUUGGAUCGCGACGAGAAGUUCGACGCGUACGUGCGGCGAAUGAGGGUGGCUGGCGAAUGGGGAGGCGAGUUGGAGAUAACAUCGCUGUGCCACUCGUACGAGGUGAACUGUCUGGUGCACCAGAAGCACCUGGCGACCCCCAUCGACUGUGACUAUGGCUACCACAAGCGUGUCCAGCUGCUCUAUGAUGGCGGUACGUACGUGAGGGGUGGUGGGUGUGUGCUGCAUGUCUGUCUGUGUGUCUGUGUGUUGCCGUUCGCGUAUGGUCAUCAGUCCAUGUGUCUGUCUCUUCCUGUGUGCCGGUCUUGUUCCAUUCGUGUGGUAGGUUCUCACUACGACUCGGUGCGUCGCGAUGAUUGCGGGGGCCGUGCGGCAGAUAAGAAGCCCGCCAAGGCCAAGGGUCAGUCAGUCUACUCACUCCUCAUUCACAGGUCACCUGCAAAUGGCUGGCUGGCUUGCUGGUUGACUCUUGUCAGGCGGUGGCAAAGCCAGGCCAGCCGUCAAGCGUGGCGCCGCACCCGCGGCUGCCGCCAGCCCGCUCACACCGGACGAUGGCAUCGCCAAGAAAAAGCGUAUGUCUGCAAGGACUCACUACUGAGUGCUCAUCUUCACAUCAGUGUAUUUUGUGUGUGUGUGUGUGUGUGUCUGCAGACAAGGGUCGCAAGCCGGUCCGCAACAAGGCCAAUCGCAAGCCGGUGGCCGUGAGCGACGACUACGAGGAGGGUGAGGGUGAAUGGGAGGUGGACAGGAUCGUGGACCACCGGCAGGACCGGAGCGGCAACCUGGAGUUCAAGGUCGUGUGGAAGCCUGCUAACAACGGACAAGGUCAGUCAGUGGGCCAACCAAGGGACAGAGCAUCCAUCCAUCCAUGGGUGGGUGGCUGGUCAGCAUGUACCAUCUGGUGUGGUGUGGUGUGGUGUGACGUCUUGCUUGCUGUGUGUGUCAGCGUGGGAGCCGAUGUGGGAGCCCGAGGACAACUGCGACGAUUGCCGUGACGCCGUCGUUGAUUACUGGGCCUCCAAGGCGUAAUGGCCGUUACCUACCUGCUUGCUUCGUGCUUCGUUGUCGCGGCCUUUUUUGCUUGUGUGGAUUAGUCAAGGCUGGCUGCGUGUGGGUGUUGGUUGGCAUUUCCAGACCUAUCUGUGCAGGGUCGGUGCUGCAGCAGCAGGCAGCAGCAGCAGCGACAGCGAGCACACCUGUGUGUGGGUGGGUCGGUG